Molecule: messenger RNA, 2511 nt
Organism: Oncorhynchus mykiss (rainbow trout)
Lineage: Eukaryota; Metazoa; Chordata; Actinopteri; Salmoniformes; Salmonidae
Product: eukaryotic translation initiation factor 5A-1
Biological process (GO): positive regulation of translational elongation; positive regulation of translational termination
Molecular function (GO): ribosome binding; translation elongation factor activity; RNA binding
Source: RefSeq, a predicted model, not a curated record
UUGGAAAGGCUGGGUGAGGGAGUGAGCGAAAGGCGGAGAGUGCUAGGCUACGGACAUUGUGGGUUUAAGGUUCCCACUCUUUUUAGGCUGGCGGCUGACCCAAGCGUAUGCGCCCCCCCUCCCCUCCCCCAACGAGAACGAUUUCGACGGAGCCGCAGGACAAAAUAGGGAGGAUAGUGGAAGCUACUGGAAUGAGAGAAGAAGAGAGCUGAUUUAGGAGAUAAGGUACGACAGACAGAGGCAUCGCGGCGGUAGACACCAACUAGACAACGGUAGCUACGGACGAAGGGAGAAAUAGGAAGACAUAAAAAAGUGGGAAGGUUUGACAGUUUUGUAAAGCGAACAGAGUAAACAAAUUGUGGAAACGUUAGUUCACCGGCAGGUAUGGCAGACGCAGACGUCGACUUCCAGACAGGCGAUGCCGGGGCAUCCGCCACCUUCCCCCAGCAGUGCUCAGCCCUGCGCAAGAACGGCUUCGUGGUGCUGAAGGGACGACCCUGCAAGAUCGUGGAGAUGUCCACGUCCAAGACCGGCAAACACGGCCACGCUAAGGUCCACAUGGUUGGUAUUGACAUCUUCAACGGAAAGAAGUAUGAGGAUAUCUGUCCCUCCACCCACAACAUGGACGUACCCAACAUCAAGAGACUAGACUACCAGUUGAUUGGGAUCACGGAUGGUUACUUGUCUCUGCUCCAGGACAGCGGUGAAGUGAGAGAGGACCUGAAGAUGCCAGAAGGAGACAUGGGCAAAGAAAUUGAAACCAAGUACGACGCUGGAGAGGAGAUUCUGAUCACUGUUCUGUCUGCGAUGAAUGAGGAGGCUGCAGUUGCCAUCAAGGCCAUGGCUAAAUAAGACACUGCAGGAGUUAACAAGAUGCACUGGACCUGGAAAAGGGAGGGAGUAAGGCCACGUCAAUGCUAUUCUCCCACUUUUGUUUUUGUAAUCUCUCUCCCUCUCACUGUACUUUCUCGCCCUUCUCUGGGUUAAAUUAGGAACGCAAUUCAAUAAAUAAUUGGAAAUGGCAAAACAUUCUCUCCACACACACACACACACACACACACACACACACACACACACACACACACACACACACACACACACACACACACACACACACCUGUACAGAUGAAACGGAGAGAGAAGGUAGAAUAGAGAAAGAAGUGUUUUCUCACAAACAAAUUGCCGCCUAUGAGGGCAGGGCGUAAGUAACUACUGUACCUAGUCAAGGGAGGAGGGGUGAGAAUCUCACAAAUGUCUGUUUUGUACAUUUUUCCGAUUCAUCAAGGGCUUCUUCAACUCUAUGCAUGAGUGAUGGAUGCUGUUCUGUUUAGGAGCUCAUUCAGCGGGAGCACUGUGCUUGGAAUGUUACAAUAGAAAUAUAGCAUACAGCAUUGAAAUUGGUGCCAGUUCUAGAACAUGGAGAUUGUGUCAGGUCUAUACGUUCCAUUUCUAUCUGACGUUCUGAGUGAUCCGCCCUUCUGAAUGAGCCCCUUCUGUCUUGUUCAAUAUUUUGUGUAAUGUAUAGCACCUAAACCUGUCUGUUAAAAAAACGUGUCAUGAUUUACAUGCUAGGACCAGGGCCCAGAUUCACAAAACCUUCUUAAGAAGAAAUGUCUUACCAGCCAUUUUUUCCUUAACUAUAGACUUAUGAUGAAAGGUAAACAGAGUUGCUAUUCCUCAAAAAAGGUUAUUGGAAAUGUACUUGCACUAUUUCUUAUGUUUCUCCUUUUAAAUAAGAAGUUAAGAAGAAAUUAGAUUCUUGAAUAUAAAGUUUGGGGAUUUGUUCCUAAUUCCAAGAUAGCUAAACCCUUUGUCUUGAACUCAGGGCAGUGAGAGAAAAAGCUCAUGAAAGCAAUUGAACAUGUUUAAUUCACUCACAAACCUCAUCUGAAAGUUUCAGUAUUUAUUAUUUUAAACCCAAGAACAUACUAGAACAGUAAUCUCAGUAGAAAAUAGGAUUGCCUUUGCUAGAUAAAUGUUGUUGCUAGGCAACCGAUUUAAGAAGACUAACAAGAUAUGAGAAGUUUGUAGGAAAAUCCUAAAAUCUUAAGAUAUUAAGGAAUUUUUUUCUUAAGAAUAUUCUUAUGUAAGUGUUUUGUGAAUCUGGGGCCAGUUCUUUGAGUAGGAGUUGAACAAGUGUCACACAGUAGCAUUUGGGAGAAAUGAAACUAGCAACCCAAUUCCAGUGUCAAUUUCAGUCUUUCAGAUAUCUGAUCAAGUCCGUGCACAAGACUAAGUCCUUUCUUUGCGCAAUCGGCCCCUUAUCUUCCAUUACCCUCAAAGGCUGGGCAAAGACCUUAUCGACAGGGGCUGCCAACAGGGCAGGUAGCUAGCUAGUAGACACACUGGGUCACCUAUAGAGAGAAGCAUCAAGUUUUUGACCCAUUAUUACUUUGUACAAACUCCUGAAUGAGAAAAAGUUAUGGCAUUUGGUUUUUGCAUUCACAAAAGUCCAAAAUGUGCAGAAUGUCUACCCGCCCCAAAACAAAUUAAAGAAGACACAAAUUGUUA